AAAUACCCGCUCGCCAUGGUCGACCUUCUCCUGGACGUCCACGGCGACGACUCUGGCAUUGGCUACGACAUCGCGUGCAGCUUCAAGGAAACCGUCAAUACGAGCAAGCUCGUCGGGCCGAGGGCCGCGGAGCUUCGCAUGCGGUUCGUGGUAUGUGCUUUCCACGGGUACGCGCACAACCGCCUCUGCCAGCUGCAUAACCAUCCGCUCUACCUCAUCGAAUUCGGCAUCGAAGACCUUGAAGGAAUGGAGCGGGUCUUCUCCGCAUCGAACACUGUUGCGCGACUUAUACGAUACGCCAGCCGCUUCCAUUGGAUGCAGUUCAUCGACUUGCAUUUCCAGCAGUGGGACAAUGACAAGUACACUGAGCUAGGUCGAUUUCUCUUCAAUAACUACAAGCAAUGCCUGAAGAUCAUCAGCGACUACACACUGGAGAUCAACAAACUGAAGUCCGAGCUGGGGAUCUCCGACCAGACCAUUGAGGGAUGGAUCGAGAUGGAGCGCCGCUACCUCAAGGAGUUGAAGGCGCCGCCAGACGUGCGUGUCCUCGAGAUUGCGUAUGUCCGCGCUCUGCUCGAGCGCGACCAAGCUGAG
Messenger RNA from Trametes versicolor FP-101664 SS1, 594 nucleotides. RefSeq lists its product as uncharacterized. NCBI's taxonomy places the organism in Eukaryota, Fungi, Basidiomycota, Agaricomycetes, Polyporales, Polyporaceae. The annotation marks the transcript as partial. The transcript is spliced from 2 exons. The record is from RefSeq and is a predicted model, not a curated record.